UAUCGGUUAGUUCAACAGAGGAAAAGGUGGCGCCCCCCAGCUUCUUGUAGGUCCGAUUAGGUCCCUUCCUGUAGUUUCCCAGACGUGAUGGCGUUCAGGAGGUUGACUCCGGCGCUGAGCAGGGCGGCCAAGACAUUUCGGGAAGCCGAGCACGGAGUUAAAUUUAAUUCUUCUGUUCCCAAUUCCAUACCUCUUCCUGAUGAAGUGGAUACAAAAGAAAAUGAGAUUGUUGCUCCUGAGUUCACAAAUAGGAACCCACAUAAUUUAGAAAGAUUGGCUAUAGCAAGAAAGGAUCUAGGUUGGAAAACCUCAUGGCCAAAACGGGAUUAUUGGUACAGGUUACGAUUUGAAAAAACCCAAAAACAUGUGGAAGGCUACAUUGAACAUUGCAGCGGUCAUAUUGUAGUCUCUGCUUCCACUCGCGAGUGGGCUAUUAAGAAGCAUCUUUAUAAAACAACCGGUGUGGCAGCAUGUGAGAAUGUGGGACGUGUAUUAGCACAACGUUGUCUCGAAGCUGGAAUCAACUUUGUAGAUGACAAGGCUACAAUUCCAUGGGAAAAACAUGGCGAAGGGCUGAAACGUUUCAAACAGGCUAUGACUGAAGGUGGUGUUGAACUGACAGAACUUGAAAGAAUUUAUAAUAAAUAUGGUGACAAGCUGCCCAAAGAAGUACAGCCUCAGAAUCCUGCAAUUCCAUCCUUGGAGAACAAUAAAUCACACAACGCUCUUAAUACAUAAUACUGUGUAAUCUUUUUAUAUUAAAUAAAAAUCCAACAGAUGUACAA
Messenger RNA from Crotalus tigris (Tiger rattlesnake), 785 nucleotides. It is a transcript of the gene MRPL18, whose product is annotated as mitochondrial ribosomal protein L18. The coding region runs from base 88 to 738 and encodes 216 amino acids. The record is from RefSeq and is a predicted model, not a curated record. Gene Ontology annotation, biological process: translation. Lineage: Eukaryota; Metazoa; Chordata; Lepidosauria; Squamata; Viperidae. Gene Ontology annotation, cellular component: ribosome; mitochondrion. The transcript has 4 exons. Gene Ontology annotation, molecular function: 5S rRNA binding; structural constituent of ribosome.